UUGAGAACCAUGAUGCAUUUCUUUUUGGGCUCUACCUGUUUGCUGCUGUUUCUGCAGCAGGCACAAUCCAGGACAGAUGGCAGGACAACCUGCAAGCCAGUAACAGCCAGCUUCUGUCAAGGUUUGGGAUAUACUUCUACUCCCUACCCAAGCGGGGCCCAAGGGUUCAGCCUGUACCAAGUUGGCAAGAUGGUGGAGACCGCCUGCUCACCACAUAUCGCCACAGUCUUGUGUCGCGUUGUUGUACCUGAAUGCGGUUCAGAAAAUGAAAGCCAGAAGAAGCCAUGCCGAGCACUCUGCGACAAGGUCAAGAGGGAUUGUGAGUCUACUCUAAGAGCAAAGUGGUUGUUCUGGCCGUCAAGGCUCCGGUGUGACUCUUUACCCGUGUCUAACUGUGUGCAGGGUGAAGACACUUCUGUGACUGAAUCUCCCCCAGCAACAUGUGAGGCAAUCACUGUCCCUUUCUGCUUUGGCCUGCCUUACAACGAGACCAUUCUGCCAAAUAGACUAGGUCAUGAAAGCCAAGCUGCAGUAGGCCUGGAAAUACACCAGUUUGCACCCUUUGUGAAAGUGCAAUGCUCUCCUCACCUGAAGCCAUUCCUCUGCUCAGUCUACACACCAAAAUGUGUCUCAGCAAAACCCCAGCCACCCUGCAGAACACUUUGUGAACAGGCACGGUCUGAAUGUGCUCCAUUGUUGAGUACAUAUAACUUUCAGUGGCCCAAUUUCUUAAGGUGUGAAUCUUUUACUACAGAAUCGUGUGAAGAGCAAGUGCACUCUGGAAAAGAUGACAGUUCAAGCUGCAAGCCGCUAACAACCACCUUUUGCCAAAGUGUGGGAUACAAAACUACCCGUUAUCCAAAUGGAGUGCAGGGCUUCAGCGUCCAUCAGAUUGGCCAGAUUGUGCAGACGGGCUGUUCCCCACAUGUCAGUAUCCUAAUGUGUCGCGUCGUUGUGCCUGAAUGUGGUUCAGGAGAUGAAAGCCGAGUGAAACCAUGCCGGGCUCUUUGUGAAAAGGUCAAGAAGGAUUGUGAGCCCAUCUUAAGAACUAAACGACUCUCUUGGCCAACAACGCUUCGGUGUGAAAGUCUCCCACUGACUAACUGUGUUCAGGGUCCACCUGCCCCUGUUACCCAAGCCCCACCAGGAACAUGUCAGCCAAUCACAGUCCCUAUUUGUGAAGAUGUGUCUUAUACAAACACUAUUCUGCCCAACAUUCUAGGCCACAAAUCCCAACAAGAGGCAGGCCUGGCAAUUAAUCAGUUUCUCCCACUUAUAAAGGUUGAAUGCUCUCCUCACCUGAAGCCCUUCUUGUGCUCAGCCUACAUACCUAAAUGUGUGUUAGGAAGACCCCAGGCUCCCUGCAGGACCCUGUGUGAAAAGGCACGCUCAGGCUGUGGGAGACUGAUGAGCACCUUUGGUUUACCAUGGCCUGAAUCCUUAAAGUGUGAGUCCUAUACCACAGAGUCAUGCGAAGAGUCUCCUAUCGUUCAUGGAACAUGUCAGACCAUGACUGCUCCUUUCUGCAAAGACAUGUCUUAUACAGAAGUAUUUCUGCCCAACAUGCUUGCCCACAAAACUCAGGACGAGGCAAAUCUGGCGCUAGAUCACUUUACGCCUCUUGUGCAGCUUGAAUGCUCUGCUCAUCUGAAGCCUUUCCUGUGCUCUGUCUACCUUCCCAAAUGUGAGUCUGGGAAGGACCUGAGUCCCUGCAGGACGCUCUGUGAGAAGGCUCGAUCCGGCUGUGAGCCACUGAUGAACAGGUUUGGCUUAAACUGGCCUGAAAACCUGAAAUGUGAAGCGUUUACCACAGAGUCAUGUGAACAGUAUGGAAUGAGAAGCAGUGACAGGAUGUGUGAGGCCAUCACCAUACCCAUGUGCCAGGGCCUGUCCUACAACCAGACCAUCGUCCCUAAUCUUCUAGGCCACACAAGUCAACGGGAGGCCGUCAUGAAGAUGUCUUUCUUCAGCUCUAUUGUGCAGACUGUCUGCUCAGUGGACAUACAGCUGUUUCUGUGCCGGGUGUACGCCCCGGAGUGUGUGGAGGGCCAAGUCCUGCGUCCCUGCAGGUCAUUCUGUGAAAAAGCCAGAAGGAACUGUGAGGGUUUCAUGAACAGUUUUGGAGUCUCCUGGCCAAAUGAGCUGCAAUGUCAUGCAUUCCCUGAGGAAUCAUGCAUAGCUGAAGAGAACACAAAGGAGAUGCUGAGAGACAAAGAGGUUCUUGCUAAGCUGAAUAGUGGUGGCUACACAGUCCGCGGCGAAUCUCUUACUCUCAAGACUGCACACCUGCUGUUGGUACUGAUGGAUGCAGAUAAAACUGGAGACCUGGAUGUGGUAGAGUUUUUCAAACUGGAGCACUAUGUGGCUGCAAUCAGGAGAGAAUAUGUGGGAAACUAUGAGAGCAGGGGUCCAUCUGCUGUCACACAAACCCAAAUGAAAAAGGUGGUUGCUUCCCAUGAUUUCAAUUUAGAUGAGGCAACCUUCAGAGCACUUUGGCUUGAAUACGGCUCCCAUGGUGGAGUUAACUAUGACAGUUAUGUUGCAGCCCUGACAAAACUUAAAAUCCUUAAAGAUCGCUUCCAGGCUCAUCUGCUGAAUCUCUCAUGUGACUGCAGGGUUGCAAGCUUCUCAUUCAACCAGUUCAUGAAAGCUGCCAUAAUCUGAAGAUCAGCAGAACUCAUCAAACUUCAUAGCACCUCAGUAGAUUUGAAAUAAAGCAUGUAAAAUAUUGUAUCGUAA
Gambusia affinis (western mosquitofish) is the source of this 2739-nucleotide messenger RNA. RefSeq lists its product as uncharacterized. Gene Ontology annotation, molecular function: Wnt receptor activity; Wnt-protein binding. Gene Ontology annotation, biological process: canonical Wnt signaling pathway; non-canonical Wnt signaling pathway. The transcript is spliced from 13 exons. The coding region runs from base 10 to 2664 and encodes 884 amino acids. NCBI's taxonomy places the organism in Eukaryota, Metazoa, Chordata, Actinopteri, Cyprinodontiformes, Poeciliidae. Gene Ontology annotation, cellular component: plasma membrane. The record is from RefSeq and is a predicted model, not a curated record.